AUGGCGGAUAAGAAGCUUGAUCUCCCCGACGAUCUCAUCAUCCCGUCUAAGCAGUCCUCCGAUCAGUCCUCGACUCCCAAAGGUAAUGAUGAGGAAAAAACCAUGUUAGGGUUAGUUGACGAUCCCAAGGAUCAAACUUCGGAUAGCAUUCCUUUGUCUCCACAAUGGCUUUAUGCUAAACCGAGUGACUCCAAAAUGGAAGCCCGUGGACCUAGUUCUCUGUCUCUUGGAAGCUCUGCUGAUUCAAAUCAAAAGGAUGGUUGGCGCGGAGAUGCAACGGAAGAAAAAAAGGAUUGGAGAAGAAGUACGACUGAGGCUGAUAGCGGUAGGCGUUGGCGCGAAGAAGAAAGGGAAACUGGUUUGCUUGGUCGAAGGGACCGUAGGAAGCCAGAGCGUAGAGUUGAUGCUGCUUCAGGGAGAGAGACAUCUGAAAAUAGAGUGUUACCGGCUGCUGAGAGAUGGCAUGAUGGUAGUAACCGCAAUUCUGGGCUUGAGGCCAGGCGUGAUAAUAAAUGGUCAAACAGGUGGGGUCCUGAUGAAAAAGAGAAAGAAUCUCGACCUGAAAAGAAGGUUGAUGUGGAGAAGGAAGAUGCUACCAAUGAGAAUCAGUCCUUUGGGGUUACUGGUCGCUCCGUUACAGAACGCGAACCUGAUUCUCGUGAUAAGUGGAGACCUCGGCAUAGAAUGGAUGGAAAUGUUGGUGCUUCAGGCUCAUACCGUGCUGCACCUGGAUUUGGACCUGAGAGGGGGCGAGUGGAGGGUUCAAAUGUGGGUUUCACUUUAGGGCGUGGACGGGGUAGUGUACCUGUUUCAAGUUUAACAGCCAGUGAAAGUGUUCCAGGGAAGCCGAAGUUAUCAGCUGGUUCAUUUUUUUAUCCAAGGGGCAAACUCCUUGAUAUUUACCGCAGGCAAAAGCUGAAUUCAUCCUUCUUUAAUAAACCUGAUCAUAUGGAUGAUGUACCCUCAAUUACGGAAGUAAAUCACGUUGAGCCAAUAGCAUUUGUUGUUCCUAGUGUGGAAGAGGAGUCUAUCCUAAAUGAUGUGUCAAAGGGUAAAAUUACCAGUAGCGGAGUGUCAUACAGUUCGUUUAGAAAGGGCAGAUCAACUGAUGAUGUUGCAGAAGUGGUAGAUCUAGAAGCCAGCAAUGAGAAGCAGGUGGUCUUCCCUGCAGAUAUUGCCGAAGAAAAUUUAGAUACAUUCAUCAGAUUGCCAAAUGAGAAUAUUCAGGGACCCAGUAUUCAGAGCAAAUUACACAUCAGUGGUUCUGCUAACUUGGUAGAUGAGAGGGAUGCCAUCCACCGGGAAAAAGGAAAUGUGUCAGAGGGUCUCAGGACUGUCUCUGAGCAAGCGAUAUUGAAUGUAGCUAAACUCGACAGUGGCGGCAACGUCAACCUUGGACAUCAUCCUGGUUUGGAUGUUGCUAGACCUGGUGGAUCUUUUGAUGAUGAUGAUAGGCUUUCAAAUGACCCUAACUCUCUGUUUGCUGGACCAUCUUCAGAUCGUUAUUGGGAUGGAAAUAUACAUAGUUUGGGUGGUGGAACUUUUGAUAAUCAUUUAGACAAGAGUAUCCCACCUGAGGAAUUAACUUUGUUCUAUCGUGAUCCCCAAGGAGAAAUUCAAGGCCCAUUUCUUGGAGUUGAUAUUAUCACAUGGUUUGAGGAAGGGUUUUUUGGAGCUGACUUGCCUGUGCGCUUGGCAGAUGCUCCUGAAGAUUCACCUUUUUAUGAAUUAGGUGAUGUGAUGCCGCAUCUUAGAUCUGGCCUUGAUUUAGCUGGUACCAGUAAUUUGAACUCUGUUGCAGAACAGUCUUCGGCAUUGGAGUUGAAAUCCGAGGCUGGCAUGCGUACUUCUGGUCCUCAUCCUGACAGUAUUUCUUCUGGUGCUUUGGAUGGUUCAAGCUGGCAAUUUUCUCAUUUUGAUGGUAUUCCAGAGGAUGUUCGUCUAAAAAAUAUUGAGCUCCAAAGUCAAUCACACCUUCCAUUUUCAGAGGGUCAGAAGUUCCAAAAUUUUGUGUCCCAGGAUGAAGAGAUUUUGUUUCCAGGAAGACCUGAUAGUGGUGGUAAUCCUAUAGGGAAGGCUUCAAACAUGGCCGAAUCUUCAAUUAAUACCAACCCGUCUUUUCCAGCUGAAUUGACAGAGCCUGGUAUUUCGAAGCAAAAUAAUAAGCUACAUCCUCUUGGGUUGUUGUGGUCUGAGCUAGAAGGUGGCCAUACAAGGAAUGAUCAGACAUCAAAUAUUUCUUUCAAUGGAGGUUUUCAGGAGCAAGCUAUUAAUUCUCUUUCUGGGAGGACUGCUCCUUUUGGUGGAAUGGCUGAAUCAACUCGAGCUAUUGAUUCAUGGCCGGAUUUUCGUCGCAGAGCUUCUCUAUCUGAAACCAACAGUUAUCAAGAAACAUUAGAUGUUCAGCAACAAAUAUCUCGUAUGAAUCUUGAGUCUAACCGCUUUGACGCACCAGAUAAGCUGCUUUCUCAACAAUAUUCACAGUUUUCGCAGCAGCAUAACUUACCAUCUCAGAAUACACACCUGGAAGAAGCUAUGCUUGAAAGGGUAUCAAAUCACAAUCCGGUGCAUCAACCUUUGUCAGCUCAGGCUGAGCUUGAACAGAUUUUCGCGAUCCAGCAACAACAGCAAAGGCUUCAGCAGCUUCAACACCAGCAGCAACUACAGCAGCAGCAGCAGUUGCAGCAGCAACAGCAGUUUCAUCAUCAAAUGCUUCUAAAAGAGCAGCAGGAGGCUCACGCUCGACAGCUGCUUGCUGAACAAAUGAUGCAGAGCCAAAUGCGUGAAUCUAUUCGUGCUCAAUCACGCAAUGAUGCUAUUAGAGCGAAUUCUCUCGAACAGGUCUUCUUGAAGCAGCAAAUUUUGAAUGAACUUCAGCAGCGUUCCCAUCUUCCUCCUAGACACCCAGAAGCAUCCCUUGAGCAUCUCAUUCAGGCUAAGUUUGGUCAAGCUCCCCAAGUGCAUUCAAAUGAACUAUUGGAGCUCUUAUCACGUGCAAAACAUGGACAAUUGCACCCACUAGAGCAACAGAUCCUUCAGCAAGAGCAGCUUCAUGGGAGGCAGUUGGCUAUGGGAUUGCGACAUCGAAUGGAAAUGGAAGAUGAUAGACAAGCUGGUGGUGCAUGGCCUAUUGAAGAAAACAGUCAAUUUCUCCGGAAUCCUGCUGGUUCUCAUCGUCCUAACCCUGCCGGAUAUGGACAAUUGGAAUUUUUCCAGCAACAACAGAUCCCAUCUCCUGAUGAGCAUCUCAGUCAUCUGGAAAGAAAUCUCUCCUUACGAGACAGACUCCAUUCCGGGCUUUAUGACCCUGGCCUUCUACCAUUUGAACGAUCAAUGUCGCUACCUGGUGGUCCUGCUGGAGCGAAUUUGGAUGUUAUUAAUUCGCUUGGUCGUGCUCAAGGCUUAGAGGAAUUGGGUGCCCGACUGCACCCUAGUGGUCAAGUUGGGGGGUUCUCAUCAGGUGUUUAUUCUCAUCACUCUCAGCAUCUUCCCAGUCAGUUUCGUGCUUCAAAUUCUGAUGUCUUGGAGGGCCACUGGCCUGAGAGCAACGGACAGAUGCCAAGUGAGUGGAUGGAAUCUAGAAUGCAGCAGAUGCUAAUCAAUAGUGAGAGACAGAAAAGGGAUAUAGAGGUCAGAAGGGCCCCAGAAGAUUCAAGUUUAUGGAUGUCGGCUGGCACAAAUGAGGACAGUUCAAAACGGUUACUCAUGGAACUGCUUCAUCAGAAAUCAGGACAUCAGUCAACUGAGCCAGUAGAUUUGAUAAGUGGAAUGCCUUCUGAUAGAAGACCUCCUCCUGGUCCUUAUUCUGCUACUAGCUCUUCAAACCAUUCGCUUAGUCAUCUUUCAGAGCAAGAAGCAGCUUUGAAUCAAUCAUUUGCUCUCGGGUCUUAUGGUUUGAAUCCAGGUGGGCUCCCACAGGCUCGUGGAGCUGAAGUGGCUGGUUCUGUGGAGGGUGUUGAAAGAUUGCCUUUUAGAUCCAAUUCUGCUGCACUGAUUGAUGGAGAUGCUGUCUCCUCUGGUGUCAACAGUCUUUCACAGGGUUCAGCUUCAGAGGUUCGAGAUGAUAUGUGUGAGCCAGUAUCUAUGGCUUCGCUGGAUAGAGCAGAAAUGCCUGUUAAUAUUCUUAGCAGACACUCCUCUUUUAGUAGUGCAGGUGGUAAUUCGGGAUUCUACGGUGAAAAGAUUGGAGCAUUCGAUCCCUUUUCAGAUGAUCUUGCCAAGGACCGGGGCCAAUUGUCUGCAUCAAGACGGCCUGAAAAUAUCUUGCUGAAACGCCCCCCCGUCUCGCGGACAACAUCGUCCCAGGAAGGUUUGGCAGAGCUUAAUUCUGAUUCAGGAAUCAGGGGGAAAAUGCCUCCAAAUGUUGUACCACCAGCUGAAGGAGGUAGGCUUGAAGGAACUGCCAAUCAGGGAAACCAAGCUGUGGAUAUUCACACAUCUGGGAAGAAAGAUGCACGAUACAGGCGCACUGCGUCUUUAAGUGAUGCUGAUGUUUCAGAGACCUCAUUUAGCGACAUGCUCAAGAGCAGUACCAAGAAGCCAGCCCCUCAAGAGAGUAGUACUCAAGGAUUUGGUGCUCCAGAUUCAGCUGAAGGACAGGGUGUUCGGAGCAACAAAAAGAAGGGAAAGAAAGGUAGACAAAUUGACCCUGCAUUACUUGGGUUCAAGGUUACAAGCAACCGUAUAAUGAUGGGAGAAAUUCAGCGUAUAGAAGAUUGA
Molecule: messenger RNA, 4719 nt
Organism: Oldenlandia corymbosa var. corymbosa
Lineage: Eukaryota; Viridiplantae; Streptophyta; Magnoliopsida; Gentianales; Rubiaceae
Source: the annotation of a GenBank genome assembly